UACAGGACAGCAAGAAUCAGUUGAUGACUGAUUUGUCAACACAAUGGCAUCUAUAAAAAGAACUAGUGAAAUCACUAAAAACCGUAAAGCAAAUAAACAACAUCUCCUGGAGGAGAUCAAUGAAAAGCGUGACUCCCACUGCUUGGUGGAAAGAAGCAAUCAAGUCAGCUUAUUGCGAGUUCAAAAGAGGCAUUUCAGUGGUGCCUAUAAGUCCUUUACUCACACCCAAAUCAAAGAACCUGUUCCCGACAGUGACAGGAGCUUCUGGGUCACGCUGAGUCUCCUUGUUCACAUGGAGAAAAAGCACUUUCCACCAAAAAAUAAUGCCAUAUUUGGAUAAAGUGCAUCUCCAGAGACGCACAGAAAUACAACCUCUUUGAUCCUUCUUCAUUGUCUCUCUAUUUACAAAUAUUAAUUAUAAAAGAAGUCAAACAAAA
Messenger RNA from Ceratotherium simum simum (southern white rhinoceros), 437 nucleotides. It is a transcript of the gene SPATA45, whose product is annotated as spermatogenesis associated 45. Lineage: Eukaryota; Metazoa; Chordata; Mammalia; Perissodactyla; Rhinocerotidae. The record is from RefSeq and is a predicted model, not a curated record.